UACGCACAGGGUGAUAGCAAGCCACGUACGCCGCGGAAAUGGGAAGGCCGGAGCACGAUGGGGCUGCGUCGCCGUUCGGGUUCGGCCCGUCCCCGCCUCUCUCCGGCGCGUCGUCCCCUUCGCCGCUGCUACCGGCACCCAACCACGCCAAGGCGAGGUUUGCGGGAAGGAGGAGGCACGCCGUCGUCAGGCUCAUCUGCUCCCCCUUCGCCGCCGUCUUCGGAACCGCGUGCUCCGCCGGCGCAGCUGCGAACGACGUCGACCGGGCGACGAGAAGGCCGAGCCUCGAGGAGCUCCUGCGGAUGGAAGCGUCGUCGUCCGAUCUCCUCGACGUCAAGCAGCCCAACGAACCUGCCGAGAUGGUCGACCCGUACGACGACGACGACGACGACGGCUCCUGGAAGAAGAGCGCCAUCGUGGUGUUCGAUCUAAGCGAAGGCGGCGACAAGAACCGCCGCAUCGAGGACGAGAAUGACGAGGCGCCGCUGGCCGUCUCAGAAGACCAGCACGGCGCCAUGACCUGCCCCGGCGACGUGAAGGAGCCCGCGGAGGAGCUCGACGCCGGCGGCGCCAUGAUGUCGCCGAAGGCGCUGGUGAACGUGGGGAGGCUGGUGGUCGUCCUCGCGUCGCUGGGGGCGCGCUCCAGGGCGCUGAAGGGCUCGUACGGCAGGCUGGCAGCCGGUCGCCGUGUCGGCGGUGCCAAUGAUGGCAAGGCGGAGCUGUUCUACGACCGGCCGAUCCCGCUGGGGCGGAGGUGCCGGGUGCAGCACCUGGAGGAGUCCCCUUACCUGUGAAUGUGAUUGCUUCGUUGAGGUGGCAGCGUUGGUGCUUUCA
Triticum urartu is the source of this 834-nucleotide messenger RNA. RefSeq lists its product as uncharacterized. Lineage: Eukaryota; Viridiplantae; Streptophyta; Magnoliopsida; Poales; Poaceae. The record is from RefSeq and is a predicted model, not a curated record.